Molecule: messenger RNA, 1121 nt
Organism: Mucor mucedo
Lineage: Eukaryota; Fungi; Mucoromycota; Mucoromycetes; Mucorales; Mucoraceae
Exons: 2
Coding region: 134-910 (258 amino acids)
Source: RefSeq, a predicted model, not a curated record
GACCAGAGGACCCACUUUUUUUUUCCGUGACGCUUUCAGUAACUCCUGUUUUCUAUCUUGCUUCCUUUUCCUUUUUUACUCUUUUUUUUCGUUUUUUGUGCUUUUCUUUUUUAAUGACAUUACUGCAUUUACAAUGAGUAAAGAGGAACAGAAAAUUGAAAAAGCAAAUGCAAAUUUGACAGCUUCGGCUCAAGAUAAUAGUGCAGACAGAUGCUAUCCCAGUUGCCAAAGUAGACAAACAUGUGUAUCUAUUUGGGGGUGUGACAAUUGUUUAGUAUGGAAAUGUUUUGAAAAUCGUGCCCAAUUACAAGCAGCAACCGAAUUCCAUACGGGCGAUAAUGGCAAAAGAACUAUCUUAAUAGCUGUAUUAGCAACAGGACUUGCUUGUAUAGUAGCUUGUACUAUUGGUGCAUUUGUAUUAUAUAAGCGACGACGACUACCAAAACCAUCAAGCUAUCAUGACGCUGAUGAGAAAUAUUUUUCAAUUGAACCAUUAACUCCUAUUCAACCAGCGAUUUUGCCACCAAUUUGGACACAUCAGUGUGACCCGUUUAUUAUCGGUGCUCAAUCGCUACAAAUACCUCGUCUGGACGACACACCCGGUCCAUUGAUGAAUAGAUCAGCCUCGAUAUACAAUAUACCAUCCAUAACCCAUAUCGACAGCUCACCUUCGUUUCAAUGUACAAAACCAACUCUUGUAAGGAUAGACACCAUUAUAAAAAAAGACGAUUGCGAUUUAAACAGAGAAACAUCAAUAAAAACACCCAACGACUCGUCUUCAAGUAAAGCAACUGACUUUCUGUAUCUCUGCCCUCCACCACAUAAUGAGCAAGAACAUACACCGGCGUCAUCAAGCUCAACAUUGGGAGACGGUUCCAUUACUGUCUUUUUCGAAUCGCCUCGUUUCUAAAUAAUUCCCCGAACACACAUACUGUAUACUUGUAAAUAAAAUAUGCUCUUAAAAAAUAAAUAAAAUAGAUACCGCUUACAUGAUGGAAACAAACGCUAAAGCAGAACACGCAAUUUUCUUUCUUUUUUUACCUGAUCGAUUCUGUCAAACUGGGAUCAUAGUAAAACUUGUAACAAUACGUUCUAUGGGUAGAAUAUGCCGUAUUAGCGAC